Molecule: messenger RNA, 3116 nt
Organism: Peromyscus leucopus (white-footed mouse)
Lineage: Eukaryota; Metazoa; Chordata; Mammalia; Rodentia; Cricetidae
Product: C2 calcium-dependent domain-containing protein 4A-like
Exons: 1
Coding region: 1907-2929 (340 amino acids)
Source: RefSeq, a predicted model, not a curated record
ACUUCCUCCAACAAAGCCACACCUCCUAAUAGUGCCGCUCCCUUUGGGGGCCAUUUUCUUUCGAGCUACCACAGGUGUCUCAAGGACUUUUGUGACAUAGGUAGUAGAAAUUCCAUCUAUUAGGCAAGAGGAAGCUGCAAGUGGACAUUUCUAAAGCAUGUAAAAUACCGCAGAGCUGUGUAGACCGACAUUGGAGGGAGUGAGGAUGAGCUACAGGAGAGGAAUUGGGUCAAGGUUCCUUGCUGGAGGCACAGCUUAAGGAAAGCAUUGGAGGAACCACGCCUGCUCAGCAUGCAGUCCUGUCGUCUUCAAAGGAAAGAAAUGGUUGAUGCCUAGUCACCCAGAAGGCUGGAGUAAAUGUUGUCUGGCAACCCGGUGAUUUUUCUUGUUUUCUAUUCUCAGGAGCCAGGCUUCCGGAGUCCUCCAAAAUCCAGGCCCUAAUCCUGAGCUUCGUCUCUCAGCAAAUAGAACCCAUUCUUACGACGAGGUCCCAUGUACUUUGCAGCAUCCACCAACAGAAUCUGUCCUCUUCAGGCCCUUGGCCCGCCCCGAGCACUGUCUAGCAGUCAACAGAACUCAUUCUUGUUGUAAAGGUCACACAUUUUUUCCUGGAUAGGUCCAUAUUAGGGCAAAAAAAUGGUAGCUUUGGAAAAUCAAGUAUUUUUAGGAAUCUGACCAAAAGUUCUAUCUUUUGCCCUAGCAAAAAUUUCAGAAAAUUUUGCACAUUAUUUAUUCAUCUAGGUCAUCAGUGCUUCAGGCAUCUAGUAGCCUAGGCCGUGUGAUAUCACGGAGAGUCCAGCAGAGGGAGACAGAGGCUAAGUAAGGUGUGGACCCUGGGAGACUUAGGUCUUCACAAUUUUUGAGUUGAGGAUACCGAACUACUCCAUCCAACCUUUUAGCCCGCCCAGUGUUGAAUACAAAUCGUCUGAAUAUGUUAAGAAUAGGCCGACUAAUGCAUUUUCAACUUCGCAAAAUUGUCUGCAUGUAAGCCCAUCCUCAACGGACAUGCCAAGUUUAGUCUGUGCUUGUAAACAGGUACACACCACCUGCACAUGGUGAGGAAUGGCAGCAGAAAAAUAGGAGCCAGUGGAACGUCCCAUUCUAAACGGACAUGCCAAGUUUAGUCUGUGCUUGUAAACAGAUAGACACCAUGUGCACACGGUGAUUGGCGGCAGAAAAAUAGGAGCCAGUGGAACAUGAGUGUAGGUCACGUGCCUAGUGGGGGACCGGAUUUACUUUGUCACCAAAUACAGCUGUCCCUUUCCUCAUCCUUCCUCGCCUUCUCUGUGAGGCCACAAACACUUUGAACUGCCAAAUUCUCUUUGGCAGGGUGACAGGAUGGCCUUUAGUCACCUGCAGCAUUUCCCAGGCCUGUAUGUGGCGCUCAAGCCAAGGGACAGCCGAGGUAAGUCCUUGAGCCAGCUCCUGCGACACCUGUACAGCGGCUGGGGACUUGGUAGGAAGAGAUGACUGCAAGGCGGGCCGUCCGUUGUCCCUUGGGAUUGGGCUCUUGGCGGCUGGGCGGGACUCCGGCUAUGAUAUAAGAGAGCAGAGAACCACUGUCCCGGCUGCAGCGCUGAAGGUGGAGCCCCAGCUGUGAAAGGGAGGUCAUCAGUCCUGCUCUUGCAAUCAGACCCAGCGAGACUGAAGAAGACAAGGUCUAAUUUCUAUAUAUUCAUGUAUUUAGUUUUGAUAACUGGAAGGCAGGGUGGAUAUGAAGAUGUGGCAAAGGCUCGUGCUGACCCGGAGCCCUAGACGGUUGGGAUCUAGAACUAGAGGAUCUAGAAUCUAGGAUUUCAGAGGAUCUAGGGAGGGAUCCACUGGACUCCAGGCGCCCAAACUCAACUGUUUUUCUCUGUGUUGCAGACACGCUUCCAUCCGCCACGCUCAACCCCAGGCUACGAGGAUGAGGCUCCUCAGUCGACUCCGCUCCUCCGCUCCUGAGCCCGCCUUCUCCAACGUGCUCACCCCGGGCCGCAUCCCUGAGUUCUGCAUCCCCCCGCGGCUGCCGGUCCCCGGCGUUGCCGAGUCGGCACACCCGGCGGCCGCACUGCCUUGGCGCUGCGCGGCCGAACCCGACCUGUGGCCGCGCACCCCAACCGACCACGACGAUAAUGAGUACGACCACGCGGGUCGCACCGACUGGGACCCGCGCUCACAAGCCGCGCUCUCGCUGCCGCACCUGCCCCGCGCACGCACCGCCUACGGCUUCUGCGCGCUGCUCGAGAGCCCGCAUACGCGCCGAAAGGAGUCGCUCUUCCUCGGCCACCCAGGAGUUCCCCGGCCCGGACUUCGCCGCCGCGCGCACACCUACGCCGGCCCGCGCCCAGCCUCGGACUCUGCGCGCGCCGCCCCGAUUCAUCUGGACACUGCCCCGCCACCUGCUCCUGUGCCCCGCGUGCGUCGCCUCCUGCGCGCCUCGGAUGGGCUGCUGAGCCGCGCGCUGCGGGUCCCUCGAGGUCGGGCCGGUGCGCGCCCCGCGCCCAGUGGAGACAAACAGGAGAGCGCCGCCUCCUGCGCGCCCCCGGACCCCACCGGCCCGAUUCCCAAGCGCCGGCAAGCCGAGGCCAGCGUGGCUCUGGGCCGCGGGGAUUGCACGCUGCACCUGGCUGCCGAGUACUGUCCGCGCAGCGCGUGUCUCCGCCUCCGCCUGCUGCGCGCUGAGGGUCCGGCCGCUGCGCUCGAACCCCGAGCCCUGGGCUGCCGCCUCAGCCUGGUGCUGCGGCCGUCGGGCCAGCAGCGCGCCAGCGUUCUCCACCGCAGCCGCAAGGCCGCCCUGGACCAGGACUGCUGCUUCGAUGGGCUCUCGGAGGAGCAGCUGCACCGCCUGGCCGUGCGCAUCAAGGCUGAGAGCAAGGGCCGCGGGCUGGAGCGUGGAAGGCCGCUGGGCCAGGGUGAGCUGCUGCUGGGCUCGCUGCUGCUGCUCUGAGCCCUGAUUCCGUGUGGCCAUGGACACUGAAGGUCGCUUGGCCUCGAGAUGCGCACACUCUUGGCUUUCGGACAUUCAGAGCCUCUUGGACGCUGACAGUGCCUUGGCCCUGGGGCACACACAACCUCUUGGUUCUGGUACACUUUCCCUUUUGUACAAAAUAAAAGUUAUUUAUUUUUCUAUGUAU